AGGGCUCGCCCCUUUGGACCCGACCCGACACGACCUGCGCUCUUCGGCGGCUCGGCUCGCUCCCCCGCAGCCAGUGAAAACCUCCGACGCCGAACCCCUCCGCCGCCGACGCCGCCGCGGCCAAGUAGCGCGAAGGGGACGCGAGCGCGACCUAUUCCUCGGACGCGCUUCAGAUCUCGCACCGCCCGCCGUUGCCAGCUUCUCUUCCAUGGAGGCGAGCUCCUCGUCCUCCGCGGCCGCCGCGCCGCCGCCCCCCUCCAUACCCACCUCCAGCGGCCAGGGCGUAUGGGCUGACGCCUCGCCGCUCCUCGCCGCCGCGUGCCGUGAUCUCCAGGAUGGCGAACUUGUACAUGGGGAGAACUUUAGUCUGUUUGCUGCAAUGUCUGCAUUGGAAAUAAUGGAUCCAAAGAUGGAUUCUGGAAUUGAGAGAAGUGGAUAUAACUCUAUUGAAGAAGCCAUAGAAGAUGGUGUCGCCCCACUCCCGCUUAGCUUGGACAGGACACUUGAUGUUCAGCGCUCUAUUGAUGUCAUGGAUCAUCUUUUCUCAUGUGAGGCAACAUGGCACAAGGGGCAUCCUCUUGCUCAAACUGUAUUUACAUGUCUCUACCUUAUGAGAAUGGAGAGAACUUCAUCGCAUGCUGUACUACAUAGCUUCUGCAGGAUUUUGCGUGCUACUUGUAAUGCUGUCAUUUCUGUGGUUUCCACUGCCCGAACUCAUGAGGAAGAGGAUAUCUUCACUAUGUCUUUUGGGCUGCCUUUGAGAGAUGAAGGGGAUGACAAAUGCCUGUCAAUUCUAAACUCAGUUGAAGAGACAAUAUCUCGUCAAUUACGUGCAUGCAAAGCCCAAGCAUUGUCCAAGAAAAAAACUCUAGAAGAUCUUGAAUCCCUGCAGGAUAAUCCUGACCUGGAAGAGGAUUACUGCAGAGCUCUGUUAUGCAGGUUACGUUUUCGUAAGCAUUUCUACCAUGUUGUUAUGAGCAUGAAAAAACCUCAUGGGAGAGGAUUGGAGUUGGCCCGAAAGCAUGUUGCUUCAUGCUUGAAUGAGCUUAGUUUGAUGCUCAAGUCUCGGGAGUUUCUCAAGUCCCAAUCCAACAUUACAUUACAAGAUGAUGAAAACUGCACCACUGCAUCGGGCUGUCGACCUGUUGGCUUUGAUGUUAGCUUAAACAGCAGACUGUUGAGUCCCACACCGCCACGUGCUGUUAAAGUACUUAGCUGGAGCAAUGCAAUCAGGUACUUUGAGAAGCUUCUGAAUGAUCUUGAUGUCAUUUGUGCUUUGUCACUCGAUCCUGUGCUUGAGAAUGUGCUUCACUAUAUUGUACAGUUCCAAAAAUCUGUGCCAGAUUUGGUUCCUAGAGCAUUUCUCCAGACUUUGUUGGUCCAAGAUGGCAAGCUUUACGGGCAAAACUUGUUUUCUGAUGUGAUUUCAAGGGCUUUAUCAUUACCGGACAUUAUAGGCGAUAAGGAAUUUCAGAUGAAUGAGUUUGUAGUGCAGCUAGGUCAGUUGGUUAUCAACUUGCUUAAAAUUCUUUGUACAAAUACUGCAUGGCAACGCCGCAAGCUUGGGAAGAGUUUGCAGGAUUGGAGUACUAUUUCGAUACAGUUGGAGCUUGCUUUGAAAAGAGAGUUCGGUGAAACCAGAAAUGUCCUGCACCAUGAGAACAUGUGCAUGAGAGUAUCAAAGCAACUUCUUAUUUGGACUCAGGAGCAUGCGUACUGGGUUGCCUCUCGGUUUCUCACGUUGGGUUUCGAACUUGACCUAUAUUCUCCAGGCGAAUACUGUAUGGUGUACUGGUACAUGUAUGUGGUGUUCACAAAGCUAAUAGAAAAGAUGCAGUUACGAGUUCUUGCUAGUAGCGAAACCUCACGAAGAAAAGGGAAAAAGAAGAAGGAUCAUUCAAAGGACUCAGCACGGGAUACAACAUUUUCAUCGUCUUGUUUAUUGCUUCAAUGCUAUGUUUUGCUGUCUGAAGGACUCUCAAUGAUGCUAGCUGUCCUCAGAAAUGAAAGUAGGUCAUUCCAAUUACCAAGUAUCUUUAACACUGAACAAGAGAGAUUCAUGCAGCAUUUUGAUCUUCUUCAGAAAGCUCGAGUCCCUGAGCACAUUUCCUACUACAGUUUUAAGGAAUCUUCUUCCCAGGCAGGCAUAAUGGAUUUGGUGAAAUACAACUUCUUCAAGGAAACUCGGAAGAUCAUCCCCUCCCUAAGGGGUAGCUUUGCAAGUGAACCAGAAAAGCUUGCGGAGCUCCGGCGGAUAGAGCAGGUGGCUGAGCACAACAGGAUAGCCCUAAACAUUAUCAGCCAAGUUGGGCCAGGCGAUCCAUCUCUGAGGGUCUCGUUUGAGUUUACACACCACCCUCACUUUGCAGUGGCAGUUGUGAAGAGGUCAUGAUUCAAGUUUGGCAUAGACAAUUUGUUACCCCCUCUCCAUAUUGAUAGUGAUAGGUAAAAAUUCGCUCCCCAACAUUCCUCAUGUUGCUAGCAUGUAUGUGUUCAUUAGUUCUUCAGAGCGCAACAAUACAUGCUUUAGGCUGUACACCAUGCAACAAUUUUGUAGACGAGAUAAGAAAAAUCAGGUGCCGGGAAAAAGCCCUCGCCCCUGGCCUUACUCUAUAAGCAAGUUUUGAUAAAUUCGGGUGACUAUACAGAUUCUGUGUAAUUCGAGUGAUAAUUUGUCUCUGGUACAUUUAGUUCAACGGAAGUUUUUACUUGUGCAGUGAUUA
This is a messenger RNA of Setaria italica (foxtail millet), 2723 nucleotides long. RefSeq names its product N-alpha-acetyltransferase 35, NatC auxiliary subunit. Gene Ontology annotation, biological process: N-terminal peptidyl-methionine acetylation. Gene Ontology annotation, cellular component: NatC complex. Lineage: Eukaryota; Viridiplantae; Streptophyta; Magnoliopsida; Poales; Poaceae. Bases 209 to 2392 code for a protein of 727 amino acids. The transcript is spliced from 16 exons. The record is from RefSeq and is a predicted model, not a curated record.